UUAUUUCCACCAAUUCAGCUUCCUCUUCCUUAGCGGAUUGGGAUUCUUUGUCCUAAUCGGACUCGUCUCAGAUUCAUAGAUCGCAGCCUAUAAAAUUCCCUCUCAUCCCUUUCAUUUUUUUCCAUCAUUCUUCACCAUUUUCUCCCAUUGAUUUUUCACCAAGAAUCUCUGUUUCAGAUUUCCCUCUCUACUACUAAAAGCCAUGAAUGCUCUUGCUGCAACCAACAGAAAUUUCCGCCAUGCCGCUCGGAUUCUCGGAUUAGACUCCAAGCUCGAGAAGAGUCUUCUGAUUCCCUUCAGAGAGAUCAAGGUUGAGUGUACGAUUCCGAAAGACGAUGGAAGCUUGGUGUCUUACGUUGGGUUCAGAGUUCAACAUGACAAUGCUCGUGGCCCCAUGAAAGGGGGGAUCAGAUACCAUCCUGAGGUUGAUCCCGACGAAGUGAAUGCUUUGGCUCAAUUAAUGACCUGGAAAACUGCUGUUGCUGAUAUCCCAUAUGGUGGUGCAAAGGGUGGCAUUGGCUGCAACCCAAGGGAGUUAAGCAGUAGCGAGCUUGAGCGUUUGACUCGUGUCUUUACACAAAAGAUUCACGAUCUCAUUGGAAUUCAUACUGAUGUACCAGCUCCUGAUAUGGGCACAAAUGCACAGACUAUGGCAUGGAUUUUGGACGAAUACUCAAAAUUUCACGGUCACUCCCCGGCUGUUGUGACUGGGAAGCCCAUAGAUUUGGGUGGAUCACUUGGAAGAGAAGCUGCAACCGGACGUGGUGUUGUUUUUGCAACAGAGGCUUUACUUGCUGAGCAUGGAAAACAUAUCAAGAACCUGACAUUUGCUAUUCAGGGGUUUGGAAAUGUGGGAUAUUGGGCAGCAAAGCUUAUUCAUGAGAAAGGUGGAAAGGUUGUUGCAGUAAGUGAUAUCACCGGUGCUGUAACGAAUCCAAAUGGUAUCGACAUUCCAGAACUUUACAGGCAUAAAGAAACCACUGGAAGCCUGGUUAACUUUGAAGGUGGAGACAGUAUGGAUCCAAACGAGCUACUCGUACAUGAUUGCGAUGUUCUUAUCCCUUGUGCCUUAGGUGGAGUUCUAAACAGGGAGAAUGCUGGUUCAGUGAAAGCCAAGUUCAUAGUUGAGGCAGCAAAUCACCCCACAGAUCCAGAAGCAGAUGAGAUUCUAUCUAAGAAGGGAGUUGUAAUUCUACCUGAUAUAUAUGCGAAUGCUGGCGGAGUGACUGUAAGCUACUUUGAGUGGGUUCAGAACAUUCAAGGUUUCAUGUGGGAUGAAGACAAAGUAAACAAUGAACUACAAAGGUACAUGACUAGAGCAUUUCAUAACAUAAAGAACAUGUGCAAGACCCACGACUGCAACCUGCGGAUGGGCGCUUUCACGUUAGGUGUAAACCGUGUUGCACGUGCCACGCUUCUUAGAGGUUGGGAAGCUUAAUUUAUAGAUUGAUGAUUGUCGUAUCAAAGAGAAGCUUAUUUAUCAACAUGGAAGCAGUUUAAGAUGGAUUUUUAUGUUUUAUUAGCAUUUUGUUCGAUUUGAUUUUGUUCAACUUAUGAAGCAUAGGAUGGAUUAGUAUAAGUUGUUGAAACUUUGAUAGUAGUUUGUACAAUGCCUCAAUUCUUAGUUGUUACAUUAUUCUAGCAAUAAAAUUUUAAUAAUUCUGAUUA
Benincasa hispida (wax gourd) is the source of this 1668-nucleotide messenger RNA. RefSeq names its product glutamate dehydrogenase 2. The record is from RefSeq and is a predicted model, not a curated record. Gene Ontology annotation, cellular component: mitochondrion. Lineage: Eukaryota; Viridiplantae; Streptophyta; Magnoliopsida; Cucurbitales; Cucurbitaceae. Gene Ontology annotation, molecular function: L-glutamate dehydrogenase (NAD+) activity. Gene Ontology annotation, biological process: L-glutamate catabolic process.